Heterotrigona itama is the source of this 1691-nucleotide messenger RNA. The record is from the annotation of a GenBank genome assembly. Lineage: Eukaryota; Metazoa; Arthropoda; Insecta; Hymenoptera; Apidae.
AUGGGAGAAAACUUGUCUCCUGAUUUGGUCAAAAUGGCCCUUGGCUUUUACCGAAAAGAUUGCUCUGAAACAGGCGUGUUUCACCCACUUUCCGCAAGUCCAAGACAUUUUAUCCGAUUCUUCGUACUUUUCGCUUUUGGUAGCAAAAUUUGCAACUUCAGCCCAGCCGCUUUUACAUAUCUACGUGCUUGUAUAUCCACAUAAACACGUUGCGUGGUUUGAAUGAAACGCUCGAAUUGAAGCGGCAAUUUGCGUCGAAACAAUAAUCGACCAUAAAGCAAUGAAAGCCAAUCCAACUGGCUCGAUUCCGCGGAUGAACUUUGAUAUUCACAGUUUGUUCAUUCGUUUUCCAGGUAAACGGAUCGUGGAGCUUGCCCGGCUUUGUCUGUGACUUUUACAUCGCAAUGGACGUCACGUGUAGUACCAGUUCCAUCUUCAAUCUCGUAGCAAUCUCGAUAGACAGAUACAUAGCAGUGACCCAGCCGAUAAAAUACGCCAAGCACAAGAACAAUAGAAGAGUGUGGUUGACGAUACUGUUGGUCUGGGCGAUAUCUGCCGCGAUCGGCAGCCCGAUUGUUCUCGGCUUGAAUAACACUCCGGACCGAAUACCAGACCAAUGCCUCUUCUACAAUGCGGACUUUAUCAUCUACUCGAGCCUAUCCAGCUUCUACAUACCUUGCAUCAUUAUGGUGUUUCUCUACUACAACAUAUUCAAGGCGUUGCGGAACAGAGCGAGAAAGGCAAAGAUCAAUAGAAAGCCUAACUUGGGCGACAUAAAACCAGGCAGCAUAAUCGAGAACAUCGCACAUACGCGCAGAUCACGUAGUGGGUAUUCUGUGGCAAGGUUUGCGGAGACGGCGCUGGGGGCGGCAGCUCUCGUGGCUCCUGGCAUGGAGGAGCCGACGAACACCGCGUCCGGAAGCAACGAAGACGAGGACGAGACGCCCCUUGAUCCUGUCGUGGUCAUCUCGAACGAUAAGAGCACCGAGUUUUUUUUGGCCACUGUCGUCGAGGAAGCAGCCGCAGUGGCUCAAGCUCAGCUGGGUGGAACGCAGAAUGCCAGAAAGGACUCUGGAUAUGACGGUGCAGCGAGCAGCACGGUGAUUCACGAACCGCUAGAAACGAAUUCCAGCCCAAGCCCGAACCCACGAAUCACCUCGGCUCCGUCGUCCUCCACUUCUUCGUCGCCGCCUCCGAAAAGUGCGCCGGCGAGCCAGGCCUCGCAGCCCAAGAAGAACGGCGCCGAAACGAACAAGCAAGAAUUAAAGAGGCUCAAGAGCGCCGGGUCCCUUCUUCCUCUUCAGCUUGGGCGAACGCCAAGCGUCCUGUCUGGUUCGUCUGCCUGCAAGAAGGACAAGAAAAAUGCCGUUUCGGGCUCUCGGUUUACGAUAUACAAAGCUAACAAAGCGAGCAAGAAGAAACGGGAGAAGAGCUCCGCGAAGAAGGAGCGUAAAGCUACGAAAACGCUGGCUAUCGUGUUAGGUGUAUUUUUAAUCUGCUGGCUGCCGUUCUUCACCUGCAACAUCAUGGACGCAAUUUGCAAAAAGCUGACGCUAAACUGUCAGCCCGGUGUCAUAGCCUUCAUCGUGACCUCUUGGUUAGGCUACAUGAACAGCUUCGUAAAUCCCGUGAUUUACACUGUGUUCAAUCCCGAAUUUCGCAAAGCUUUUCACAAACUGGUCAGCUUCUAG